Molecule: messenger RNA, 1953 nt
Organism: Closterium sp. Naga37s-1
Lineage: Eukaryota; Viridiplantae; Streptophyta; Zygnematophyceae; Desmidiales; Closteriaceae
Source: the annotation of a GenBank genome assembly
AUGCGCGCGGACAUCUGUGAGCACGCAGCAGGCGCCCUUCUGCCAAGGUUGGCAGCAGACAACAUCGAGAUCCCGUUGCAGGAGCGGCCCUCACUGACUGGUGACCGUGCUCCCCCGCAUCCUCAGCACGGUGACUGUCCCGAACGGUUCGAGCAGCUGCAUGCAGAACAGCGUUCGUCGAAGCGCGAGAUGGCCAUACUUGAAGCGGAAGUGGCGUUCCUGGCGCAUGCGUUGGGAUACACACCGGAGCAGGUGCGAGCUGGCGCGGUGCAACGCAUUCAAGCCCGAGGCGCUGACGGUAUUAGCAUCCCGGUGAGCAGACGCAUUAACCAUGCGCCCACUACGCCUCUUCGCAAUCCCAGAAUCGUCGGGCUCGGUAAGGAGAGUCCUGACGAGGCCAUUAAUGGCACAGAUACGCGGGUGUCGCUUGCUGCUAAGUUCAUGGGGGUUGGAGUGCAGAUGCCUGUGUCCUCGGCACCACUUCCGCAUCCCGGUACAAUACCACACUGGGUGGUAUCCCGUCAGCAUACCUCGUCCGUGCAAGGCAUUCCCAGUGCACAAUGGGGCACCGAGGCCGGACAACCCAGCAAAGCGGCAGCUGCGCAGGGCGUGAAAGCAGGAGAGGGAGGCGUUGACGAGGACCUGGAGACGGCGACUUACACCGGGGUUACCAUCGAGAAGGCUACUGGAAAGUGGGGGGCAAAGAUAUUGUCGUGGGAUGGGGAUAAACGGCGGCAGCAUCGGCUUGGCGCUUACACGACCCCCAAAGAGGCCGCUGUGGCGUUUGCGGCAGCUGCUCAUGUGCUGCGACACGGUGAGGAGAUAGAGAAUACCAUCCCCCUGACAGAUGCACAGAAGGCGUUGCUGGAGGGCUGCGACAAGGAUGCGGUGGUAAAGCUCGUGGGUGCGCGCAUGUGGUGGCGGUGGAAGAAGUGGCGCCAGGUGGUGCAGGAACUUGAUUCCAAAAAGAGACGCCAAAGGAAGGCCCCGUCAGCUAACACACGGGGCAAGAAGAGGAGAGUGGACGGCAAGGUGGCUGGUGGCGGGGGUGUUGAAGCGACGGGGAGUGAUGUUGCAGAGGAAUCCGAGGGGUUGGAGACGACAGAGGCGACACAACCGCACGACAGUUCUGACGCCGAAGAAUCCGAAUCGGCAGAGACGGUGAGCAAGGGAGAGAGCGAUGAGGGCCAGGCCAAAACCAAGACCGUCGACCAUGUGCUAUCCGGGGCGCCCAAUACUUUGAAGGAGGGCAAUGAUAAGCCGGCGGAAGUUGAGGAAGAUGACCCGCUGGUCGCUUUCCGUGCAUCCCCCGAGGGAUCCAGAAACCCGACCGAGGAGGUGACCGUGUCGCGGGCCGUGUUUGAUAGUCUCAAGCGGGCGCAGGAUGACAACGCCAAGACCGUGGCUCGCCUGGAAGAAAUGUUGCUGAAAGCCUUGGCAACCGGUCAUGUAGGGUCUCGGCGUCAGAAAGCGGAGAAGCAGCGAGAUCCUGGACUCGGGUGUGCCAACCCGAAACGUCGGCGCGUGGAAGCGCGCAGUGCCGCUUCCGAUGGCGACGAGGACGACGAGAGUGAUGAUUCGCGCCGGCGCCAUAUGAGGUCAUCGCGGUCGCCUGUGCUGCAAAGCGCACUGGAUCUGCUCCCUGCAGACAAGGCGUGGAAGGUCACGGACAGCGUCAUGUAUUGGGAGGAGCGGAAAGGCCGCCUCUCCAACUCAGCUGGUGGCAACGGCCACGUUGUCAAUGGCCUCAAGGUUCUCGCCAAAGGAGCGGUUGAGAGGGCCAUCGGUGUUUUCAAUCCCGAAUGGGAUGCUGAGCGUCACGCAUGGAUUUGGGGCCGCCAUGGCAUGCUUCUUUCGGUUAGCGGGCUCGAAGGGAUGAGGCCGGCGGGUGGAUCCCAGGCUGAGGAUCUCGGGGGGGACGAUGAGGUUUCCGUGUCUUUUGGAGAUGAGUAG